Molecule: messenger RNA, 3454 nt
Organism: Varanus komodoensis (Komodo dragon)
Lineage: Eukaryota; Metazoa; Chordata; Lepidosauria; Squamata; Varanidae
Gene: HOOK2
Product: hook microtubule tethering protein 2
Exons: 22
Coding region: 51-2225 (724 amino acids)
Biological process (GO): cytoplasmic microtubule organization; cytoskeleton-dependent intracellular transport
Cellular component (GO): cytoplasm; centrosome
Molecular function (GO): microtubule binding; dynein light intermediate chain binding
Source: RefSeq, a predicted model, not a curated record
AGGGGGCGUGGCACUCGGAGUGCCGCUGCAGCUCUCGUGGUGGAGGAGCCAUGAGCGAGACGGGCCCGCGCGAGCGCUGCGGGGCGCUUCUCACUUGGAUGCAAACAUUUCAUGUUCCAUCUCCAUGUGCCAAGGAAGAGGAUCUGGCCAGUGGGGUCACAGUUGCUCAGGUGCUGCACAAGAUAGACCCCUCUUGGUUCAAUGAAACAUGGCUCUUGAGAAUUAAAGAUGAGGCUGCUGACAACUGGAGGCUGAAGGUGAGCAACCUGAAGAAGGUCCUGCAGAGUGUGGUGGAAUAUUCCCAGGAUGUCCUGGGCCACCAAGUCCCAGAGCAGCUGCUGCCUGAUGUAGCCCUGAUUGGGGAACUGUCUGACACGGCUGAGCUGGGCAAAUUGCUGCAGCUGGUGCUAGGCUGUGCCAUCGGCUGUGAGAGGAAGCAAGAUCACAUCCAGCAGAUCAUGACCCUGGAGGAGUCUGUGCAGCACGUUGUUAUGACAGCAAUACAGGAGCUGUUGACCAAAGAUUCACCAGACACACUGAGCUCAGAGACGUAUGGGAACUUUGACAGUCAGUCCCGUAAGUACUACUUCCUCAGUGAUGACCUGGAGGAGACGGAUGACAUGCAGCAGCGCUGCCAUGACCUGGAGCAGCAGAUCUCCAUCCUGAUGGAAGAAAAGAAUACGUUGGCUUUGGAGAACAAGACCCUUCGGGAGCAGAAAAGCUCUCUGGAGUUGGAUGCUGCUGGGAUUACUGGCAAGAAGUUGCUUCUGCUUCAAACCCAAAUAGAGCAGCUGCAAGAAGAGAACUUCCGACUGGAAAGCAGCAGGGAUGACUUCCGGGUGCGCUGUGAAGAUCUAGAGAGAGAGGUUCAGGAGCUGCAACACCGCAACGAAGAGCUGACCAGCCUGGCAGAGGAAGCACAAGCGCUUAAAGAUGAAAUGGAUGUGCUCCGCCACUCGUCAGAUAGGGUGGGGCGGCUGGAAGCCAUGGUAGAUUCCUACAAAAAGAAGCUGGAAGACCUGGGUGACCUGCGACGGCAGGUCCGGCUGCUUGAGGAGCGGAAUACUGUCUACAUGCAGCGCACUUGUGAACUGGAGGAGGAGUUGCGACGAGCCAAUGCUGUACGUGCACAGCUGGAAACACACAAAAGACAGGUGCAGGAACUUCACAGCAAACAUGCAGAUGAAGCCUUGAAGGCAGAGAAAUGGCAGUUUGAGUUCAAGAACCUCAAGGAGAAGUUUGAGGCACUGAUAAAAGAAAAAGAGAGGCUGAUUGAAGAGCGGGAUGCCCUUCGGGAGGCCAAUGAAGAGCUGCGAUGUGCUCAGGUGCAGCAAAAAUUCUUAAGCCAAGCAGAUACUAUGCGAGAAGAAAUUGCUCCUCCUGUGGAUAACUUGGCAGCUGAGAUUAUGCCAGCAGAACUCAAGGAGACCAUUGUGCGACUGCAGCAUGAGAACAAAAUGUUAUGUGUGCAAGAAUUGUCUUACCGGCAACAGCAGGCUGAAUUGCAGGGGCUGCUGGAAGAAUCAAACCGCACCAAAAACCAGCUGGAGGCACAGCAAAGACUUAGCCAGCAACAGAUAUCUGAGCUCAAGGCACAAGUGGAGGAGCUCCAGCGGGCCCUUCAGGAGCAAGGAAGCAAGGCAGAAGAUUCUUCUUUGCUGCAAAAGAAACUGGAAGAACACCUAGAAAAACUGCAUGAGGCCCAUGCAGAGCUUCAGAAGAAGAAGGAAUGCCUUGAUGAACUGGAGCCCAAGGUGGACAGCAACACUGCCAGGAAGAUUGAUGAGCUACAGCAGUCGUUGAAGAAGAAGGACGAAGACAUGAGAGCCAUGGAGGAGCGAUACAAACGCUAUAUGGACAAGGCAUGCACGGUCAUCAAGAAGCUGGAUCCCAAGCAGCAGCCUCAUGUAGUUCCUCUGGAAAUCCAGGCUUUGAAGAACCAGCUGCAGGAAAAGGAUAAGAAAAUAAGCCACUUAGAGACCGAUUUUGAGAAGACAAAAUCCCAACAAGAGCAAGAAGAAAAGCUGAUCAUCACUGCCUGGUAUAAUAUGGGCCUGGCAUUGCACCAACGAGCUACAGAAGACCGAUCCUCCACCCCUCCGACUGUCCAGUCCUUCUUGGCCCAGCAAAGAUUGGCCACCAGUGCUCGACGGGGCCACCUGAGCCGAGCUCAGCCCUUGCUGCUUCGCUACAUUGGUGCGGACAAGCCUUCUCAAUUAUCGUGAUCUGAGAAAGUGUAUGCGCUGGAGGCAAUGUUUCCGAAGGGAGUGGAAACUGUGCUUCUGUUUCCCGUGCAAUGGUACUUAUUUGGCAACUCCAGUUUCCAUUCACACUAUUGAAACUCUCUGCUGUUCAGGAUUCCUCCUAAGUGGAGGACGAGCACUUUUGUUUCUAAAACGGAAAGCAUCUUUAGCAACAAAGAGCUCAGUUUACCUGCAUAUUCCCCCUCCCACCACAGCUGGCGACUGUUACAAGCAGGGUGACGAGGAGGCAUCCUUUGCUGCCCCUCUUGAUCCCCCCUCUUAAAUUCUGGUUUUGUACGUGGCUUCUGGUUGCCCGUGUUACUGCCAUUUUUGAAACACGCGUUUCCCAGGGAUCCCACCUGCACAGGGUACAGAGAGGACAUUUUCUGUUCAUGGUAGUUCUGAUUUUCCCUGCCGGACAAGUGGGGAUAGCAGAGCCUCUCCAGGUGUGUUUUGGGGACGAAGGCUUCUCUGAUCUUGGUCCAUGAGCUGAAUGACUCCUUUUGAAACCUGAGAUGUGCCCUCCAAACACUGGGCUGUAGUUCUGGUCAUGUCUCACCAAUGGCUGUGCCUGGUGGAGUCGAUGGAAAUUGGAGUACAUCCACUAUGGGAGAACCACAGGUUGCCCACCUCUGCUUCCACGGAUAAUGCCCACCUGCUCGAACUAGCUCCCCCCACCCUACCCACACUACGGUGCCCGAGGCACAUUGGACAGAGCUUUGCUUAGUGGCUUAUCACUCCCUUCUAAGAAGGGACUGGGCCUUGGCACAAAAACCAGGAACAUUUUAAACUAUGAACAUGAAUUGGGCUCUAGAUUUAGGUGGGUGAGGAGAGCUGGUGGUCCUGCCCAUCGAUAGCUUCUGUGCACACCUUUAACUGUUCUGUCCUUACAGCAAUAUUUAGAGUGCGGUGCUUUUUUCAAAAUGGUGUUACUCUGUCUCUCCUGCUAGUCUUUCCUUCUUGGAUCAUAUUCCCAUUCUGGGAGGAUUUGUAAGAUGUGGUGUCCUUUUAAAAUUUGUUCUUUAAAGUUUGAUUUUUUAUUUUAGUAAAGGUCAUAGUUUUAAUGCUGUAAAUGAUAUACUUUGUAAAGCUCUCUUGUUCAUCCAGGUCGGUACCUCUGCCUCUUUAUUUUUCUAUUGGACAGAAACCUGGCAUACAGUGAUGUAGCAGGGUAUGUCUUACACUACAAAUAAAAAGGCCAUUAAAUCUUU